Molecule: messenger RNA, 3487 nt
Organism: Effrenium voratum
Lineage: Eukaryota; Dinophyceae; Suessiales; Symbiodiniaceae
Source: the annotation of a GenBank genome assembly
GACCAUAGUGUUCAAGACUUGGUCACGCGGGGCUUUAGCUAUGUUUGAGCCUGAUGUUUGCGAACAACGCGGCAAUGCAUGCCGAAGGCAAACGCGCAGCCGCCCUGCCACACCAAGUGGGGACAGAGAUCCCGAGAUCCCGACGAGUAACGUCCGGGUGGUAUGCCGCAUUCGGCCCAUGAACGAGAGGGAGAAGAAGGCUGGUGCCACGCCUGCUGCAACAGCCUCCACUGAGCGCAAGGAAGUUGCAGUGGUCCGUAUCUUUGCUGGGGGCACACGGCAGGUGAGAUCCACUUUCCACUUCGACGACGUGCUCACAUCCUUCAGCUCGCAAGAGGAUGUCUUUAGAUCGACUCUGCAGCCUCUGGUUGGCCAGGUCCUGGCCGGCUAUGAGACGACCGCCUUUGCCUAUGGGCAGACUGGUACCGGAAAGACGUACACGAUGGAGGGCCAACUGGAUUCAUCUGAAGGACGUGGUUUGGUGCCUCGCACAGCUGCGGCAGUGCUGGAGGCACUGGCAGGCGCGGAGUUCACCGAAAGCACGGUGACCGUCUCAUACCUGGAGAUCUACAACGAGGAGCUGAGCGAUUUGCUUUCUACCGCAGAGCGCCAUCCAAAAUUGGAUCUGAAGGAUGUGGGGGGAGGUCGAGGUGUGCUUUGCCAAGGCCUGUCAGAAGUGGAAGUGCAUUCCAUGCAAGAUAUCCUCGAAGUCGUACGCAGGGCCCAGGAAAAGCGCCGGGUGGCAGAGACCCGGGUGAACGCGCGCAGCAGCCGCUCCCACAGCAUCUUCACCAUGAAGGUGCGCUGCCGAAGGGCUGUGGCCGGUGGUGAGCUGGAGAAUCUCGGCAAGCUGCACUUGGUGGACCUGGCUGGCAGCGAGUGCGCCAAGAAGGGGUACCUCUACCCAGAUGCCCAGGCGCAGGACCCUUCGUUUGCGCGCGUGAUGGCAGGGGAGGAGGAGCGCGAGCGGAGAAACAUCAAUCAGAGCUUGCUGUCCCUGGGUCGUGUCAUCACAGCGUUGCGCGAGGGCAGCGGUCGAGUUCCGUACCGUGAUUCAAAGCUGACACGCCUUCUGCAGGAUGCCCUCGGAGGUCGCUGCAAAACCGUGAUCAUUGCCACCAUCUCACCUGCGCUUGCAGCGGUCGAGGAGACGAUCUCAGCGCUGCAGUAUGCUGAGCAAGCGGCUGGCAUCAAGAACAGGCCUGUAGCAUCGUCCCUGCUGCGCACUGCCACGGUGGCCUCUGCCGCGAGAACCGUGCACGAUGUGAGCUCCAGUUCGGGCCUCGGAGCCUCAGACUGGGCCGAGCUGGAGAUGAAGGUGACGUACCUGUCUCAGGAGCUCGAAGAGGCACAGGUGGCCUUGGGCCGCAAGUACCAAGAAGCCCAGGAGGAGGCCGACCGCGCCAUGAAGGCGGAGGCGCGGCUGGAGCAGCUGGCCCAGGAGCUCCGCAAGGCGCAGCUCAGCUGCGAGGAGCAGUCCUUUGCGAAGGAACGCUUUGCUUCUCUUGCUGCCGGCCGUCACGAGGCGGCAGUCGGGCUCAAGUCUGUUCUCAAAGCUGCAGAUGAGCACCGACUGCAGCUUGAGCAACGAAUCUCCCUUGCCACUGAGCAGAUCAGGACGUCGCAGUCUCAUCGAGAAGAGAAAUGCCGGACUAUCGAGCAUGACAUCCAUGCAAAGCUGCAGCAGCUUCUGCCGGCGCCACCUUCUGAAGUGCGCGAACAGGCGCAGGAGGUCUCGAUUGCGGCAUCGCCGGCCGAGACGGAGUCCAUGAUCCUGGAAACCAGCUCGGUGCACAAGGCCGCCUUGGCCAGCCUGUCUGAAGAGCAGCAGCGGCAGCGCCAGUGCGUGGCCGGCUUGGCGGAGCGUGUGCGGAGGCAACGCGCCGAGACCCACGGCGCCUUGGCGGACCUCUCCGGCGCGGCCCGGGACGACCUGGCGCAGUCCGCGGCGCAGGCGGCGACGACGCUGGGCGCGGCGGAGGCGGCGCUGCGCUCCGCGGCGGCGGCGGCGCAGGGCGGCUCCGCCGCGUGCGAGGCGCUCCGCGCGGCCGUGGCCACGCAGAAGGCGGCCCUGUCGGCUGCGGCGGAGCGCGCCGCCGCCGCGCUGGCUGCGGCCUCGGCGGCGGUGGGCGAGCUGUCGGGGAUCUCCGACACGUCGCUGACCAGCGCCAUGGAGGCCAUCACAAGCCUGGAGGACAUGCAGAAUGAAGUCCUCAGCCAAAUCAAGCAGGAGGCGAGCGAAAGCGCAGACAAGGUGCAGGACGAGGCGUCAUCAGGAAGCAAAGCCUUGGAGUCCCACCGCAGUCAUGCUCUGGAAGCAGAAGAGCAAGCGCGGAAAAGUUGGGAUUCUGUCGGGGAGGUGUUGUGCAGGCAUGCAGGCGAAGAGGAUGCAAUGAUUCAAGAAGCUGAGACUACCUCAGAAAGAGUGGAACAGGCAGCAUCAGAGCAGGUGGCCAACUGUACGGCAAAGACUACGAACACGCAAGGACGCGCCCUUGGCGGCGUGCAAGCGCUGCGGCAAGGUGCUGAGAGUGCUUUGCAACAGCAAAUGUCCGAAGUCAACAGCUUCGUGGAGAGCACCAAGGCCUGCAUCCUGGAUGAGCCUCUCGAGCCUUACAGGGCAGAGAUCCCUCAAGUGUGUCUACCUCCGUUGCCCAGUGAGGAUCAGAUCCUGGCAGAGUUCCAGUCCAGCCGUCUGCCGAUGAGCGCUGGCUUGGUGCAGACGGUGUCUGCUGCCCUGAGAAGCGCUAAGCAGACACUGAAUGCAGUGCAGUUGACCGCCGUACAAGAAGCCAUGCAGCUUCUGGACACGCCCUUGGAGGACAAGCCCAAGUGGGGCGCUGCGCAAGCACGGGGCCUCUUCCUGGUCUUUGAGGGUCUGGACCGCAGCGGCAAGUCCACACAGAGCAAGAAGCUGGAGGCCCACUUGCAGAAGGUGGGCUACGGCAAGGUGAAGUGGAUGUGCUUCCCAAACCGUAAGACGGCCAUUGGCACGGCCAUUGACCUGUACUUGCGGAGGCAACUGGAGCUACCGGACGAAGCAGUGCAUCGGCUCUUCAGCGCGAAUCGCUGGGAGAUGGCAAAGUCCAUCGUGGAGGAUCUGAAAGCUGGGACCACCAUCAUUUGCGACCGCUAUGCCUUCUCGGGAGUGGCCUACUCCGCCGCCAAAGGCCUGGACUUCACAUGGUGCCAGUCUCCUGAUCGGGGGCUACCAUGCCCAGACGGCAUCUUCUUCCUGUACAUAGACGAGAAGGUCGGCGCGUCCCGCGCCAACUUUGGCGACGAGCGCUACGAGAAUGCGGAGAUGCAGGCGGAGGUGCGGAACCAGUUCAAAGACCCGCGGCUCCGCGCCCAAGUCAACUGGCAUGACGUGGACGGAGCCCGCGACAAGGAGGCGAUCCAUGCGGAGAUUCUUCGAGCCUUCGAGGCCAUCCGCCAGGAGGAUCAGGAGAAUCGCCAUCCUGUCCAGCGGCUUUGGGUGAAAUGA